AUGUCUACCGCAGGGUCGGCCGAAGUAUCACCUGAGCCAAAGGCCCCCGCGUCUUUGGAUGAAAUUUCCAUGUCUGCAGAGGCUCUUUCCAAGUCCCUAAGCGAAGAACCGCGCGCUCGAACACAUGCGGAAUACAAGUCACCCGAGACGGGCAAUUCAGCAGACAAUACAGACGAUUUUGACGACACGCCUUCGUCGUUGCCGCGAAUGCCCGGCACGUACGAUUUCAUGGGCUUGAAAUCCGAGUCCAACAACGAUCUGUACGACAAUUUGGCUGACAAGUUGAAACAAGAGAAACGCGCAACCUCAACGCCACCUGACGCUGAGGCAGGCCUUGGAAGCCCCGUGAUUGUUCCUCAUGCCCAUGAACGCGAGGAACUUGUGUGGUCAAAAGAAGAGGACCAUGUUGGGGUACCUAGUCCAAACCUCGAUAAACAUGAACUGAACGAAGUCUUUGACCCAGCCACAAACAUCAAUGUGGAGUCAGAGAGCCACUCUGGCGCUGAGUUAAUUGAACAUGACGCUAAACUAGACACUGGAAUUGCCGACACCGCCACCAACAUAGAUGUUGCAGUCAAUGAUGAUGUUGCAAGCAGUACACCCACAGACGAGACACCAAAAACGAAUGUCACCAUUGCUCACACUCUAGGCCCAAGCAUUGAAGAUUCAGCGUCGGCGUUCCGCAGCAGUGAAAGUAAAAUAAGCGAUCCACCCAGCUCGAACAACUCAGAAGUCCCGCUUGGACAGUAUACAGCACUGCCUUCUCCAGAAAUGCUACCUGGCUCAUUUGAGGCGCCUACAAAAUAUGCCCUGGGAUCCAGCAGCUUCAAAAUCUCCAAUAGCCCGUAUCUCCACUCUCCCGAUCUUUCGCAUUACAAGCCACAACUCGACCCUGGCAAGCCUACGAGUAACUUGGCUGCUAAUGUUGAUAUGGAGCGUCUUUUACAAGACCACGCGGGGCUGCGUCAGAGCUUUUCGUCACUGUCGUCCAGCAAACAUCCCAAUCUUAAUGACGGCACACCUUUGGGCAAGAUUCCCACUGUACAUGACUCGGUAGAUGACAAUGACAAUGAUGACAACGACACGCAAGAAGAAGGGCCACUUCUGGAGGCAAUCGGAGGGCUCAACAUCCAUAACUUGGGUAAUACUCGCUCCUUUUCUACUCUGACGGUCAUCCGCAAUCCGCCGCCCCCACCAGCACCGGAGGCGCAGGCGCAGACCGGACCACGCCAAUUGAAGAGCACUGCUGUGAACACCACGUCGCCUUACGCAAACCCAGUGCUGACUUUCCAACAACCCCCUACUACCACACCACUGACACAACACUCGAGCAUCUUUGGAACUACUAGCCCCGGUGUUUCUUCCCCUGGACUUAGUAUGGGCGUUUCUCCUGGCAAAGCCAACGGUAGCACCAAAAAACGCAAGAGUGGGAACCGGAUGAAGGGUGUGUUCACUUCAAUGUUUGGAAAAUCGCGUAACAACUACUCAGGGUCCUCCAGCUCAGCAGGCUCACCGGAGCUUAGUAUGAAAAUUUCAACACCAUUUAACGCCAAACAUGUUGCACACGUGGGAGUGGACCACAAUGGAUCGUACACAGGGUUGCCAAUUGAAUGGGAACGUUUGUUGAGCGCUAGUGGAAUCUCUAAAAUUGAGCAACAACAACAUCCACAAGCAGUCAUGGACAUUGUUGCAUUCUACCAAGACACCAAUGAGAAUACAGACGAGAAUGCGUUCAAGAAAUUUAAACAGGCGGAAUUCGGACCUUCCAAGACUGAUGGUUCUUCUUCAUCCUUGUCCAACUCCUCACCCCCAUCGACACCAAUCGAGAGCUCUGGCAUGUUUGAUGCCAUGGCCACGCCGCCGCAGCCUUACCAGUCUCCUCACCUGCUGGCACCCCAUAAGUUGCGGAGCCCCAGUCUGACUAUACCUGCCGGUGAAAGCGGCCAAUUCAUUCCAAGCCGCCCUGCGCCUAAACCACCUUCCACGCCAUCAUCAGCGACGCAGACAGAGGUGAGUACUCCACAACUGGGCAAGAAGAACUCGCUUAUGGGCCGCAGAUCCUUCUCGUCUAAAUCAAUAAAACUGGGUAUCACCACCCCAAAGACGGAGCAUGUCUAUCAUACGACACAAUCAAAAAUGAAACUGGCACGGCCGCCAACACCGAAUCAAAAUAUCCCCAAGUCAAAGUCACACAGCUACUCACUUGCUGCACAGACCCAAUCAGAGCAAAAAGGUCCCACUACGGCUCCCGUAUCCUCAACCGCUAAAUUUCACGACUCGGAUUUUCAAAAGUCUUCAUCGGACUUUAAAACGCAUCGUCAACCGCCACCUCCUCCAGUUCCAUCGACUACAAAAUUGAGCCCAUCACAAGUUGAAGAGGAACCUGAACCAAAGAGUGAAGAGGAACCAGUUCAGCCUAGAGCACACAACAAUCAACAGCCCGUGCGGGACGCAAAGAAGGCAGCUCUUUUGGCCCAAAAGAAACGCGAAGAAAAGAAGCGCAAGAACCAACAGAUUGUGGUGAAACUACAGGCCAUCUGUUCCGAGGGUGAUCCAAAUGACUACUACACGGAUUUGAAGAAGAUCGGACAGGGAGCUUCUGGUGGUGUCUACAUUGCGCGCUCGACAGACGCAUCACAGAAGGUUGUAGCCAUCAAGCAAAUGAACCUCGAGCAGCAACCGAAAAAGGAGCUCAUCAUUAAUGAGAUCUUGGUAAUGAAGGGCAGCAAGCACCCUAACAUUGUUAAUUACAUUGAUUCAUAUCUUCUAAAAGGCGAGUUGUGGGUCAUUAUGGAGUAUAUGGAAGGUGGCUCGUUGACGGAAAUCGUUACACAUAGCGUCAUGACUGAAGGCCAGAUAGGUGCAGUCUGCCGGGAGACACUCAAAGGACUUCUGUUUUUGCAUAGCAAAGGUGUUAUCCACCGUGAUAUUAAGUCUGAUAACAUUUUACUCAAUGUUGAUGGCAACAUCAAGAUGACAGACUUUGGCUUCUGCGCUCAGAUCAAUGAGCUCAACUUGAAGCGUACCACCAUGGUGGGUACACCAUACUGGAUGGCGCCAGAAGUGGUAUCACGCAAAGAAUAUGGACCCAAAGUGGAUAUUUGGUCAUUGGGUAUAAUGGUCAUAGAAAUGAUUGAAGGUGAGCCGCCUUACUUGAACGAGACCCCGUUACGUGCGCUAUACUUAAUAGCGACGAACGGCACACCACGUUUGAAGGAGCCAGAGGCGUUGAGCUAUGAUAUAAAGAAAUUUUUGGCGUGGUGUCUACAAGUGGACUUCAACAAGCGUGGUACUGCUGACCAAUUACUUCAGGACAAGUUCAUUCUUGAAAGCGACGAUGUGUCAACUUUGGCUCCUUUGGUGAAAAUUGCGCGUAUGAAGAAAGCCAGUGAACUCGAGUGA
Molecule: messenger RNA, 3402 nt
Organism: Clavispora lusitaniae ATCC 42720
Lineage: Eukaryota; Fungi; Ascomycota; Pichiomycetes; Serinales; Metschnikowiaceae
Gene: CST20
Product: mitogen-activated protein kinase kinase kinase kinase
Biological process (GO): regulation of MAPK cascade; protein phosphorylation; intracellular signal transduction
Cellular component (GO): cytoplasm
Molecular function (GO): protein serine/threonine kinase activity; ATP binding
Source: RefSeq, a predicted model, not a curated record